Molecule: messenger RNA, 1970 nt
Organism: Olea europaea var. sylvestris
Lineage: Eukaryota; Viridiplantae; Streptophyta; Magnoliopsida; Lamiales; Oleaceae
Product: receptor homology region, transmembrane domain- and RING domain-containing protein 2-like
Exons: 4
Coding region: 245-1567 (440 amino acids)
Source: RefSeq, a predicted model, not a curated record
CCUAGGCAUUAUCAUCACAGCACACCAGCAAAAAAACACACCCGCCCUUAUAAGUACUCCAAAUAUAAUACUAAUUUAAAAAUUAAAUCGCAGGAGAAAUUGCAUAGCCCUAAUUAUAGCGAAUAAUGGAAGCUGAUGUUUCUAUUUCUCAGUGUUAAAACCGCUGUAAUAAUAGUUGAAAGUGUAUUUUUUUAUUUUACGGGGUUGUGAAGAUCUUGGGAAGUUGAAAUAAGAUCGGGUAAAGAUGGUGACUUUCGGGGUGUUUUUGUGGUUUUCUUGCUGUUUAAUGGGUGCUCUCACGGUGUUUGGCAACGUGGUUUUGAUUGGGAAUAAUGUGACCUUGUCUUUUGAAGACAUUGAAGCUAAUUUCGCUCCAUCAGUGAAAGGGUCCGGGAUAUCUGGCACAUUGCAUGUGGCGGAGCCUUUGGAUGCAUGCUCGCCAUUGACUAAUAAAAUCGGUUCAGAAAUGAAUGAUACCAAGUCUCCAUUUGUGUUGAUAAUUAGAGGCGGAUGUAGCUUUGAUGAUAAAGUCAGAAGUGCACAAGCUGCACAAUUCAAAGCAGCCAUUGUCUAUGACAGUGAAAAUGGUGAUUUAGUUGCAAUGGCUGGAUAUGCUGCUGGUAUAAAAAUACAUGCUGUGUUUGUUUCCAAAGCUUCAGGUGAAACCCUGACAAAAUAUGCUGGUGCUGCGUACAUGGAACUCUGGAUAAUGCCGAGCCUUGAAAACUCGGCAUGGUCAAUCAUGGCUAUAUCUUUCAUUUCGUUACUUGCCAUGGCAGCAGUGUUAGCUACCUGUUUCUUUGUCCGGAGGCAUCGCAUUAGAAGAGAACGGCAGCAAGCUCCACGUGUACGUGAAUUCCAUGGGAUGAGCAGUCGUCUGGUGAAAGCCAUGCCGAGCCUAAUUUUCACAGCUGUUCUGGAGGAUAAUUGUACUUCACAGACAUGUGCUAUAUGUCUUGAAGACUACAGUGUUGGGGAAAAGCUCAGAAUUCUGCCAUGCCGCCACAAAUUUCAUGCAUCUUGUGUUGAUGCUUGGCUAACAUCGUGGAGGACAUUCUGUCCCGUGUGCAAGCGUGAUGCAAGAACAGGUACUGGUGAUCCACCGGCAUCAGAAUCUACGCCGUUGCUUUCAUCUACCCCAGCUUCUUAUCCUUCAUCUUCCGUAUUAUCAUCUUUCAGAUCAUCAUUAGCAUCAUCCUCAGCCAUACAAAUAGCUCCAGCAUCAUUUCAAUCCUCUUCAGUUUCUCAUCCCCAUUCCAUCUCUAGCACUCCUUAUAACCAGCAUUUUCAAUCUUCUCAUCUUAGUAUGAGUCGAAGCUCAGUUGACCUUAGGAACGUGUCUUCCCAAAGAUCCCGUGCUGCUUAUUUAGUUUCACCUCACUCAUUAGGGUACCCCUCAUUAUCCCGUCUGAAUUCCAGAUACAUGUCGACACAUAUACCCAGUAUGGGUAACGCUUCGUCAAGUUAUAUUGGGUCAUCUAGUCAUCAACCUAAUCCACUACAUUCCAGUGAGUCUGCCACAAGCUUUUCACCAUUUGCUUCGGCCCAGUCUCUUCCCGGUUGCUGAUGAAACUUUAGUCAAUGUGGCUAGCAAUUAGGCUCGAGCUCAUCCGAGGAAUGAAGGAAUCACGAGGUCAAAUGAAGAUAUUAAAGACACGGUCAGAUGUCGACAAAUGUGGGGCAUUGCAUAUGGCAGAUGGUUCUGAAGGUGACAAUGUGCCCGACUUGUAAAUAUUAUAAUGUUGAUAAUUUGGAUGUUUGAAUUCAAGGUUGUUUGCACACUGACAAAGCAAUGGGAAAUUCGUGCUUUACUAAUUUCCUUUUGUUGUCCUUUUGGCGAGUGUUGAGGUUGUAAUAGUUUCCUUUGAUGUAUAUAUUUUCAGUUCAUAGAGGCAUUAACACAAACUUGUCAAAAUGGUCUUUGUGUUUUUCGUACCUAACUAUGCUUCAAUCCAGAGAAAGUUAUACCU